GCCAGCAGAACUUUGAAAACAAGCCUGGAACUUUUUCACGUUUUCCUCUUUAAAAUUAUUUUUUAAAUAAUUUUUUCUGGAUCUGCGUCUGGAGGUGAGUUGCUGUUGUCCGGCAGGAGGAGGAGGAGGCGCGGCGGCGGGCUCCGCAGCGGAACUUUAGACCCAGGGCUCAGCAGUGCUUGUCCAUGGAGUUUGGGUUGCUGCUGGAGAGCAGAGAGCGUCUGGUCUCCCUGCUGCUGGAAUGGGAGUCGGUCCAGCAGGGAGACCCGGACCAGCUGUUGUCUGUCCUCACCAGGACAUGUGAGUUGAUGGAAGUGAUGGUCAGACAGUAUCAGGAAGGCAACCCUGACCUGUUCAAUGAGCCUCAACCAGAACGAGCGAGUCCGACCUGUGAGCUGGUCGACAACCUCAAACUUGUGUUUCUUAAUGAGGUCUUCAUUAACGCGUUGUGGAACUCGUACAUAGUGAGCAGCAGAGAUGCGAGAAUCAACGCAGCGGCUUGUCGGAUGCUUCUGAACCUCAUGCCUGGUCUGGAGAGCUCCUUCAACUUCCACGAAAAGGAGUUUCUCAUUGAGAAGCUGUACAGUUUGGCUCAAGAGGCCGAGCGGCCGCUCUCCGUGUACGCCACCGGUCUGCUGGGAAUGGCCAUGGUUGACCCUGAGGUGGCGACCAGCCACAAGGAAGAAAACGCUCGACUGGUUCCCGUGAUGAUCCGCCGUCUGCACGAGCUGCAGAGCCAACAAUCCAGCCAGGAGCACCCAGACCCCCACCCAGACCCCCACCCAGACCCCCACCCAGACCCCAGUACAGAUCCUCAUACCUCCAACACCAAGCCCAUGCCCAGGGGGAAAGUGAGGGGAAAAUUGAAGCGGAAGAACCCGAGUUCCAGCUCCAGCACUGAGGUCGGCGGCACCAGUUCCGGUGCCGGGGGAGGAGGAGGAAGCAGCUCCACCAUGACGGGCCACGGGAAGAAGUCCAGGAAGCUCCACCAGGACAGCUCCUCCAGUCGGACCACACAGGGGAGUCCGGCCCCCAGCAGGCCGCCCGCCACCGGCCUGUCGCUGCUCGAGAUGAGCUCGGUGCUGACCGCAUCAGACCACUUCCUGUCCCCGCUGAGCCCGACCACCGAGCAGAGGCUCAUCCUGCAGUACCUGGCACCUCUGGGAGAGCAUCAGGAGCUGCUGGUCGUCUUCAUGCAACUGGACACCAGAUCGCUGCUCAUUGAGUACCUGGACCUGUCCCGGACCAGGAGUGUCCAGCUCACCUUCCAUGCUCUGCGGCUUCUGGCCUCUUUGCUGCUCCAUAAGAAGUUCGCUGCAGAUUUCAUCGCUCACGGCGGAGUCGAGCGGCUCCUGCAGAUCCCAAGAGCCCCCUCACUGGCUGCCACCGGGGUCUCACAGUGUCUCCACUACCUGGCCUACAACCAGGACGCCAUGGAGAGGGUGUGUGCCCUCCCAGGCAGCGUCCUCUCAGACAUGGUGUCCUUCGCUCUGUGGCUGCUGGACUCGUCUCACUCGUCGGCCGUCUGCCACGCCACCAUGUUCUUCUCCAUCUCCUUCUCCUUCCGGGUGGUGCUGCAGCUGUUCGACCGGCAGGGCGGCAGGCACAGGUUCAUCAACCUGAUCAGCUCGCUGGACUUGCUGAGAUCGGACUACGAUGAGAGCAUGAUUAGCGAUGACAAGGUGUUCUUCAGCAGACAGAUGGCCAGACACACCUGCAUGGCUCUGCGCAGGUACCUGGAGGCUCACCUGGCUGUGAAGACGGAGCAGGUCAAACAGUCGCUGCACGAGUCCGACAGCGAGGCCGGCGUCAGCCAGACGCACUUCACCAAGCCCUGCUCGUACACCAGGGAGCAGAUCAUUGAGAUGAUGGAGUUCCUCAUGCUGAGUCCUGCUCCGCUGUCCUGGGAGCCGGUGGAGCUCCUCGCCCAGCUGUCCUGCGUUCCUCUGAUGCUGCGGCUCAUCUCCUCCGCCUCCAGCUGGACCAACUACUCCGGCAGGAGCGACACGGUGCGAUACGUCCUGGACAUCCUGUCCAUCCUGAUGCUGGUUACCCGGAUCCAGCCGGUUCUGGGGGAACCGGUGGAGCCGGACGAGAGCCGGCGGGCCAUCGGCUCCGUGGGUAUGAGCAUCGUUCUGGAGCUGGCGGAGGGGGAGGUCAUCGCCAACGACGGGGAAAUACAGAAGUCUGCGCUCCAGGUGAUAAUAAACUGUGUGUGCGCUCACGACCACGACCUGUACCCGGUGGGCAGCGUCAGGCCGCCCCUGCUCCCCCAGCGGCCCCCCGGCCCCCACAGCCCGGUGCUGGCCCACAUGUGGCUCGUGCUGCAGAAGAAUAACGGCAUUAAGGUGCUGCUCUCCCUGCUGUCGGUGAAGACUCCCAUCACCGACGCAGAUCUGAUCCGGACGCUGGCCUGUAAAGCUCUGGUGGGUCUGUCCCGCAGCGCCGCCAUCCGGCAGAUCAUCAGCAAGCUGCCGCUCUUCACCCGCAACCACAUCCAGCAGCUGAUGAAGGAGCCGGUGCUGCAGGACAAACGGCGCCAGCACGCCCAGUUCUGCCAGCUGGCGGUGGAGCUGACGGAGCGCGUGUCGGGGAGGCGGCUGCUGGCGGGCAGCGACACGUCGCUGGCUCUGCUGCAGAAGGCCAACGUGGUGGCCCGCUCGCUCAUCACCUUCCCCGAGAGGGAGCUGCUGCUGCUCAUCAAGAGCCACCUGGCCGCCAAGGGCCUCCACCGGGCCGCCGCCGAGCUGAGCCGCGAGGCCAACCUGCCCCCCGCCCCGCUCUGCCUCUCCCCCCUGGCCACCCCGACCGCCGCCGCCGCCGCGCCCCGCGGCUGCCGGUCGGUGGGCGGGGCCGCGGCUCGCCUCUCCGGCCACGCCGGGGCGUUGCCGCUGGCCUCCUGCUCCUCCUCCCGCUCCCUCACCGCACCUCCGCUCCCCUCCACCUCUUCCACCCCCCCUCCUCCCCCUCCUCCUCUCACUCCUCAGGGAUCACAUCUGGCCGGACGGAUUCUGUUCCCUCAGGAACAGAAGACGCCGCCGAGCAGCUCAGGGAAGAAACUGUGUGCUCUGAAGCAGAAAUCCGACCACGGAGCGUUUAUCCAGACUCCUGCCUUGAAGAAGCAGCCGGAGCUCCACCGCCCCCCUCCCCCCACCCUGGACAGCAUCGUCACCGAGUUCCUGAGAGAGCAGCACUCCCGCUGCCACAACCCGGUCACCACCUGCCCCCCGUUCUCCCUCUUCUCCCCCCACCGCUGCCCCGAGCCCCGGCAGCGGCGGCAGGCCUCGCCCAACUUCACCGUGCGCCUGGGCAGCCGCUCGCUCUUCCCCAGGCCGGGAAACCGGGGCGGGCUGGACCGCCAUCUGAUCUUCAGCCGGUUCCGCCCGGUGGAGACCUACCAGGACGUGGACGGGGACGAGAGCGGCUUCACCUGCUGCUCCUUCUCGGCCUGCGAGCGAUUCCUCAUGCUGGGAACGCUGACCGGACACCUCCGCUUCUACAACAUGUUCUCCGGGGAGCAGGAGGCCAGCCACCAGUGCCACACCUCCGCCAUCACCAACCUGCAGACCUCCAGGGACGGGAAGCUGCUGCUGACCUCGGCCUCGUGGGGCGUCCCCCUGUCGGCUCUCUGGACCACAGACGAGUCGCUCAGCAUGAAGAACUCGUUUGCAGACGACCACUACGUGGAGUUCAGUAAACUCUCUCAGGACAGAGUCAUCGGCACCAAAGAUCAGAUCGCACACAUCUACGACAUCCACACCGGUCAGAAGACCCUGACGCUGAACGAUCAGUCUCUGGGGAACAACUACAAGAGGAACCGCGCCACCUUCGGCCCGUCGGACGACCUGGUGCUGAACGACGGCGUGCUGUGGGACCUGCGCACCGCCCAGGCCGUCCACAAGUUCGACAAGUUCAACACCAACAUCAGCGGCGUCUUCCACCCCAACAGCCUGGAGGUCAUCAUCAACACGGAGAUCUGGGACGUGAGGACUUUCCACCUGCUGCACACCGUCCCGGCUCUGGACCAGUGCAGGCUGGUGUUCAACAGCAGCGGCAGCAUCAUUUACGGAGCGAUGCUCCAAGCUGACGAUGAAAGCGAUGUGAUGGAGCGCCGGGUGAAGAGUCCCUUCGGCUCGUCCUUCAGGACCUUCGACGCUACAGACUACAAACCCAUCGUCACGUUUGACGUGAAGCGAGACAUUUUUGACUUGUGCACGGAUUCGAAGGACGACUGUCUGGCGGUCAUCGAGGACCAGGACUCGCUGAGUCUGGACACGGUGUGCCGUCUGUACCACGUGGGACGGCAGAAGCUGGCGGAGGAGGGGCACGAGGAGGACGAGGACGACGAGGACGAUCGAGACGACGACACGUCCUCGGACUCCGACGACGACCUGGACGACGACCUGCUGAUCGAGGAGCUGGACCUGAACAAUGAGGACGGAGGGAUCUCCCCCGCUCCGGACGAGGAGUCAAUCCCGGAUCCGGACCUGGACCCGGACCAGGACUCGGAUCUGAACCUGGACCAGGACUGGGACUUUGACCUGGAUCAGGACACAAGCAGCAGCAGCUCCAGCUGAGGCAGCCAGGCCGGCUCUCGGGUGCGAGCCCAGAGAAUCCAGCACAGCCGGGCUCUUUCAGGGGGGUCGGUCCAGUCUGAGCCGGUUCACGCAGGUCAGAGGGGACGGCUCAAAAUGUUCACACACCGUUUAGUGUGUGUGUGUGUGUGUGUGUGUGUGUGUGUGUGUGUGUGUGUGUGUGUGUGUGUGUGUGUGUGUGUGUGUGUGUGUGUGUGUGUGUGUGUGUGUGUGUGUGUGUGUGUGUGUGUGUGUGUGUGUGUGUGUGUUCCACUGCAGAUGUGCAGAUGCUCCUCGAUGUUCGAACCUCGGCAAACGUUGAACUUUAGCUUUUUUAAAGACUCAUCGCUUGCAGUUUAAUUGUAAAGUUUGUCCUCAACAAACCAAAAUGAAUGUUUAUAUUGUUUAUAUUGAGAGGAGAGAAGCUCUCCAGUGGACCGCCGCUGUGCCACCAGUCCACUGUGGGCCUUUGAAUAAAACAAGUUUCAUG
Salarias fasciatus (jewelled blenny) is the source of this 5064-nucleotide messenger RNA. RefSeq names its product DDB1- and CUL4-associated factor 1-like. The record is from RefSeq and is a predicted model, not a curated record. Lineage: Eukaryota; Metazoa; Chordata; Actinopteri; Blenniiformes; Blenniidae. Gene Ontology annotation, molecular function: histone H2AT120 kinase activity; nuclear estrogen receptor binding. Gene Ontology annotation, cellular component: nucleus; Cul4-RING E3 ubiquitin ligase complex. Gene Ontology annotation, biological process: protein ubiquitination.